Molecule: messenger RNA, 3428 nt
Organism: Zingiber officinale
Lineage: Eukaryota; Viridiplantae; Streptophyta; Magnoliopsida; Zingiberales; Zingiberaceae
Product: telomere length regulation protein TEL2 homolog
Exons: 13
Coding region: 309-3317 (1002 amino acids)
Biological process (GO): protein stabilization; telomere maintenance via telomerase
Cellular component (GO): cytosol
Molecular function (GO): telomeric repeat DNA binding; Hsp90 protein binding
Source: RefSeq, a predicted model, not a curated record
UGUUAUUGUAAAGUUCAGGAUCCGUAUUCUGCAAAAAGCGUGGUCUCUCCUCUCGUUCCUCUCUUCGUCUCCCUCAGAGGCUAAAAAUCUCACCUUUCCACCUCUUGUGAUUUCUCUCCUUGCCCUAGACCUUCCUAGUCGUUUGUAUCUUCUUUGCUUCUACAGGAGGUCUCAUCCUCAGGGCACAAUUGUAAGACAUGGCGGCGACAGAACACACUAAGUGUAUGUACUCGGAAAAGCCUGGCUUCUGAUCCCGUUGUCACUAUUUCGGUUCUUUCGUCGACCGAGAGUGCGAGUUUUGUUUCGGCAUGGAGAACGGCGGUGGCGAAAACGCACACAAAACCCGAAUCCUAUACAAGGUAGGAGAGGUCUCCUCUGCGAUUGACGCCGCGAAGCAGGUCGACGAAGUGAUUUGCGCCCUCUACUCUCUUGCCGUCCUCCUCUUCCCCCUCGAUGCCGCUGCCCUUUCGGAUGUUGAUCCAUCCUGCAGAAGCAAGGUCUGUGAGAUUGAUCUUCCCAUUGAUGCUGAAAUGAGUAACUGGAAGCAGGCUUUCUACUCUGGAGCUGCAUUUCCAACAAUGGCUAGGAAAUUACUUUAUGAUGUUGCAAAAGAUUGGCUCCCAUGUUUUUCUCCAUCUAUAAGGAAGCAAAUUUAUGAUUCCUUUUUUGUUCAUGGACCUCCAAGUGAAAUACUUCAGGUCCUGGUGUCUGCUUUAACACAUGGUAGUGAGGAUACUAUCUACUCGAAUAUUGAGAGGUUGCUGGUAAAAUGCUUGCUUACGAGGGAAGGAGUGAGACAUAUGGUUGAGGAAUUUAGAAUGCAAUGUCAAGUUGGUGGGAAUGGUUAUGCCUGUAAGCCAGACAUGCUAGCAGUCAUAUCUAGGGUUGCACAGCAAUUGAGUUCAAUUCCUGAUAAGGCUAGAUUGGGUGCCUUGUCUGUACUUUCAUCACAUUCGUUCUUCCAGAAAGUUGUCAACCAACUUUUGGUUGGGGCAGAAGAUUGUGACUAUCAAGUUUCAAACUAUAUAAAUGCAUCUGAUGCAAAUGAUCUGGAUGGCUCAUUAUUAUUUGUAGGGGAAACAUUCUCAAGGAUUUGUAGACGUGGAUCAACAGACAUUCUUGUUGCUAAAAUGAUCCCUAGGGUUCUUGAUCAUACACGAGGCUGGUUGUCAUCAAAUAUUGGUUCUAUUGGUGAUGGUAUGAUAAAACCUAGUUCACAUUCCCACUUUUGGUUGUUAAUUGUGGAAGCAAUGAAAGAUCAGUAUGCCAUUGAAAGAUUGGCUGAGGAGUUACUGAGGCAAUUGGCAACUCAGAAUGCAAGUGAUGUUGAAGCUUAUUGGAUUCUUUGGUUGUUGUUUCAUCAAACUAUCAGCCAAAAAGCUACCAUGAGAUCCAUGUUUGCCGAUAAAUUUCUCAUCUGGAAAGUAUUUCCUAUACGGUGUUUGAGAUGGAUUCUACACUUAUCCGUAUUUGAAUUCCCCCCGGACUCUAAUUGUUUGCCAUGUUUACAAAAGACUUCAUAUUUCUUUGAUGUGGUGGAUCGACUGACCAGCAUUUGGUCAAGGCAUGGAUUUGUUCAAUCAUCUUCUAUGGAGCAGCAAGCUUAUAUUACUGCUGCUGUUGGGUUAUGUAUUGAGAAAAUGUCAAAGGAUGAAUUAGAAACAACCAAAAAUGUCUUGCAUGCUAUUCUGCAAGGAGGCAGCUGUAGACUAGAGAGCCCAAUUAAUCUGGUUCGGAAGAUGGCUCGAGCUGUUGCACUGGUAUUUUCUAGAGUGGUUGAUCCUAAAAACCCUGUCUAUCUUGAUGACGAUUAUUCUGAGAACAUUGACUGGGACUUUGGGUUUACAUCACAAAGGAAGGAUGUGAUGGAUAAUGGUGAGACUAGCCAAAGUGAAGCAACAAGUUCAUUACCAAAUGAAAGGGAGAGUGUAACUCAUGGCCAAAGGCUGAAAGAUACAAAGCAUUAUGCUGAUAAUGAUGGUAAAAUAAUUUUGGCAAAGAGGGUAAACCCUUCCAAAGUCAGCAAUCCUGCCAUGCCAAGCAAUGAACUUAUCUCUGCAGAAGAAGAGGACGAUUGUAGCAAGAAUUCUGAUGCUUCAAGUGACUCACUAGAACCUUAUGAUCUUCCAGACGACAAUGAUGCUGACACAAACAAGUUCUCCCAGCUGGGUGACAUUUCUGCAGCAUUACGCAAACCAGAUGAUCCAGAUGGUGUGGAAAGGGCACUAAACAUUGUUGAAAAGCUUGUACGAGCAUUACCUGAUGAGCUUCCUCAUCAUUCUGGUGAUCUUAUCAGAGCAUUAGUGCAUGUUCGUUGCUCUUGCAUUGCAGUUGAAGGAGAGGAAGAUUCUGCUGAAGAAAAGAGGCAUAAAGCACUGGUUGCAUUGAUUGUCACAUGCCCAUUUGAAUCAUUGGACGUGUUGACUAAAUUACUCUAUGCACCCAAUGUGGAUGUCAGCCAACGCAUUCUGAUACUUGAUGUCAUGACUGAUGCAGCACAAGAGCUUUCAGAGAGUAUAAUCACUAGAACAAAUUAUCACCCAAGUAAUCUGAUAUCAAGUGUCUCAGGUCAACCAUGGUUUAUCCCUAGUAGCCGAGGUUCACCUGGAGUUGGUCCUUGGAGAGAGGUCUCUGAUCCUGGAACUUCUGUCAGCUGGUCCCACCGUUAUGAAAGAGAAAUUCCGUCUAGACCUGGUCAUAUGAAGUCAGGAAAAUCACGAAAGUGGGGUCUUGCAAAACCAAAAGAGACACAGUUGGAAUCAUCAAGAAACAGACUUACUCGUUAUGCUGCUGCAUUUAUGCUUCCCGUAAUGCAAGGUUUUGAUAAAAGAAGCCAUGGAGUAGAUCUGCUUAAUAGAGAUUUCAUCGUUCUCGGGAAGUUAAUCUACAUGCUUGGUGUUUGUAUGAAAUGCAUUUCUAUGCAUCCUGAAGCACUGGUUUUGGCUCCUCUACUUCUUGAUAUGAUAAGAACAAGGGCGUUGUCACAUCAUGCCGAAGCAUAUGUCAGAAGAUCUGUCCUUUUUGCUGCUUCAUGCAUCCUUGUUGCUUUACAUCCAUCACACAUUGCAUCUGCGAUGAUUGAAGGCAAUCAGGAAAUAUCCAAUGGUCUUGAGUGGAUCCGUUCAUGGGCAGUGCGUAUAUCAGAAUCUGAUCCAGAUGCUGAAUGCUCAAGGAUGGCUAUGACAUGCCUUCAGCUGCAUGCCGAGAUGGCUCUCCAAGCAUCCCGUGCACUCGAAUCAGUAGAGAGUUCGCAGGCGCGCAGAACCUUGCCAACAAAGUUGGAUAAAAUCAUAAUUCCAUUCUCAAACUUGGGAUAGGAAACAUGCACGAUCUAUUUCUGGAUUUUGAUAAUGCAUAGCUUCUCACCUCCCAAUCGCUUGAUUUGCUUUAUGCUUCGAGUCUCUUGCACAGGUAACAAAUUUAGUCUU